UCAGUAGCAUUGCCAUUGGCGCACUUUGCAGAACGGAGUAAAAAUACAAAACACAAGAAGUGCAGAUGAUUUUGCUCUUAUUAAAUGUUUGUCAAUUAAACACAUAGUUGCAUGCCAGAGAUAUAAUUCUCUACGGUGUUUAUCCCCGUUCUGGUCGUAUCCCAGUUCUGGUCGCUGCACUCGUCCGUCCAGUCGUGCAACAUGGGAAUAGUGAGGUAGAUCAUGAUGUCAGCUGUAGACCAGGUUAUUUCCGCCCAGCCUGAGUCUGGUGAGAAGACGACGCUGACAGCUGACACGGACGCAGGAGGUUAUCAACCCCUAGGCUUGAAGGAUUUGACGAAGACGAACGUGCUCAGGGUUCAUCAGUAUUUAGAUGUUUUAGAAGUGCUUUUGGGAUGGGAGAGGAGCAACAGAUAUCAAAUCUGUGAUGCUGAUGGCAAACAGAUAUUGUAUGGGUAUGAAGUUGGUGUUUGUUUGGCACGUAAGGUUUUGGGUUCUUCUCGUGGACUUGUGUUGAAAUUUAGUGACAACGAAUCCCAAGAUGUGAUCUCUCUCCACCGACCGUUACGAUGCUCAACUCGCUGUUGUUGGAUGUGCUGUCAUCUACAGGAGAUGGCCAUCCACUCUCCUCCAGGGACUCCGAUAGGCACAGUCAGAGAAAUAUGGAGCUGUGGGGCCCCUGUCUACAAUGUUUACAACCUGAAGGAAGGUUUGCUGUACACAAUAGUCGGGGACUGCUGCCAUUGUCGGGCUUGUGGUGAUGUCACAUUUCACGUGUAUGAGGGCCCCAGGGAGAAGGAGGACAAGGUUGCUGAUCUAUCCAAGCACUGGACUGGAUGCAGGGACAUUAUUGGUGCUGCUAAUGAUUUCUCUCUAACAUAUAUUAAGGAUAUUGGUGUAAAAGACAAGUUGACAAUAUUUGGAGCUGUGUUUUUGAUAGGUUUCAACUAUUUUGAGAAACACUGUCGAUGCUAAUCGAGAAAGGCAGUCCUGUGAAAACGGUUAUGUGACAAGUUACUGGUACCAGGAAGGCCCCACUGGACAGAGAGCCAGUGUCUCUCAGCAUGCCCCGCAGAAUGAAAUCUCCGGACUAGAAUCUAUAAUCUCAAGAAGUGAAAUGAACAUGAACUGCUUUCCAGAUACUUCCAAUAUGACUGAAAAAUUGUGUCAUUUGCUUGGGAGUCAUGAAUGUAAGUGGCAAAAUCGCACAGACACUGUGUGGAACUAUUAUAAGGUCUCACAAAUACUGACUAAAUUCCAAAACACUUAUGGAACUUGACCCUCCAAAAGCUGCCUUUAUAUAAUGAAAUUUGCUCCCCAGUAGCAUAUAUGUUACAUUUCAGGUGCAUAUCUGAUGUUUUUUGUCCUUCUAUGAUUUUUCCCCUUAACAUACCCCUUUAAACCUUGAUCUGGUUUUACAGUGGUUUGGAAAACUCUGUAACCAAAAAUAUCAAUGAUGAUGAAACUUUGAGAUUACCAAAUAAUUUAGUUUUGACCUAUUCUUUAUGUAUCCAUGCUAAAUUUGAUGUGCUAGGGUGUGAAAAUACAAUGCCCACUCUUUUGUGUUAGAUUGUCAGACAUCAAAAGUGGAUUUUUAUAUUUCAUUGCAGGACCAAAAUGAAAUGUCUACAUUCUGGUAUUUAGUCAGGAUAGCCUGAAUAAUUUAUUCACUUGUUUGUCUCAUUGUAAUGCAGUAUUUUGCCUGUACUGUAUUUUUGUAGAUACUUGAUAUGCCCAAUAUACAGUCUGGACACUUAUGUUUUCUCAAAUAAUGUCUGGAUAAACAAUUUCCCGGAUAUCUUAAUGCCUUUUCAGUUAACAUGAUUAAAAACUAUGAUCGCAUGAUACCCAGCUCUUUGAUGUUGUAUGCCGGGUGAUGAAUUGCAAAACAAACAACAUCAAGCGUGGUCACAGUCUGGUAAGUGGGACCCUAAUAAUGUGUAUUUUGCACUGUUGAUAGUUGAAAUUCACUGGACUUCUGGAUAAACAAAGCAUUUUAUGUGGUAUAUAUUUUGUUUCACAUAAAUAUCAUCCAGUGGGCUAGGUUUCCGGAUAUCUGGGGGUACUGAUAAGAGGGGUUCCACUGUAUGCUAAUGUCAUUAACAUUGGUAGGAUUAUUGAUAAUCAAUCCUUAAAGAUACCAAACAUUCAAGGUGUGUAUUGUGUUGAAUAAUUGUGUGAUUUGUAUUUGGUAAAGCAAAUAAAAACUCAAAAAGACAGGUUUAACACAGAUGACCAUACCAUGUUUUGUACCAGAACAUGGAGAAGUAGCCUCCAAAUAGGUAGAUUUUGUUAGAUUACUUGCCUGGACAAGUAAAUUUAGUUUCUACUUCAGCCAGACAGAUUCCAUACUUAAUUUAUAUUGCUAACCAAUUCCUUUGGUACUUCAGUGUACAUAUAUUAGUCAUAUAUUUCAAAACUGAAACUCUUUUAAACCACAGUGGGGGAAGGCCAUAUUUCAAUAUGGGAAGUUGUCAUGAUAGGAAGCCUCUAGGCUAACAGUGUUUUCCUACAGUACCUGUAUUACUGUAUUACACCAGGGAGUCUUUAUAUGGAGGCCCUGGUUACACAAACUAAUAACUCUCACUUUAAUGGUUUGAUUCUGAUCUGUGGCCAAUUUCACAUCCAGAUUUCACUCUCGCAAGUCCUCUCAGAUUAUUACUAUUUAUAUCAUAGAAUAUACACGAUGUACAUACCAGUACCAUGCUGUGUAAAAAUUAAAAUUCAAUAUGCCCCAUUCAUAACACUAUGCUCCUGUGCUGUAGGACAUUUAUCCUAUGAUGUAGCAAAAUUUGAAGAAGAUUAUGGUGUCCUGCAGAGCUGAAUGACUCCAUUGUUUAUCCCUUUAUCUGGCAUAUUGAACAAUUAACAUGGUUAACACAUAUUGUCUUUCAACAGAACAUAUUGAGGUAUCCUUUAAAUAAUCCAUGUAUUUCUUGAAAGUCUUUAUGUAUAUUUUUGUAUUUCCAAUUGAUACCAAAUAAAACAUUGAUAUUUA
Molecule: messenger RNA, 2998 nt
Organism: Haliotis rufescens (red abalone)
Lineage: Eukaryota; Metazoa; Mollusca; Gastropoda; Lepetellida; Haliotidae
Product: phospholipid scramblase 1-like
Exons: 6
Coding region: 223-975 (250 amino acids)
Biological process (GO): plasma membrane phospholipid scrambling
Cellular component (GO): plasma membrane
Molecular function (GO): phospholipid scramblase activity
Source: RefSeq, a predicted model, not a curated record